AUGUCGAAUGAACUUGCCUCCGCCCUCCAACGUCUUGCAAACUACCGUAUACGCAACUGCCGUGCUUCUCAAGAUAUAUUUGAGAGUGGCGUCGUAGUGUUUCGCAAUCACGCCCUCCACAAGUUCGGAGAAGAUAGUUGGGCAUUUUUAGAACAGCUAGCUCUUGCAUCUAUCGACGUUGGCAGAUUAGACAUUGCAGAGCAAUGCUUGCUACAACUCUCUGAACAGUUCCCUGGAUCGCCUAGGGUUCAGUGUGUGGAAGGCAUAUACAAAGAAGCCACGGAGAAUCCGGAAACUGCUCUGGGUUAUUAUACAAAGCUGCUGGAAGAGGACCCUGCAAACGUGGCUGCAUGGAAACGCCAGACAUCGGUCCUCAGACGAAUGGGAAAGAUUGAUAGAGCCGUCGAAGAGUUAUCACAAUUCCUGGAUACGUUCUAUACUGACGUGGAGGGAUGGCUCGAGUUGGCCGACAUCUAUGCGUCGUGUAACCAAUACAAUUUCGCCUUACAGUCCCUCUCGCAUGUUCUCUUGCUAGCACCACAAAAUCCAUUCUACGUGCUGCAAGCUGCGGAGACAGCUUACACGGCGGGAGAUAUCUGUCUUGCCAUCAAAAUGUUUCUCAUAGUUAUCGAUAUGACAGUUGAAGAUGAUGAUGCCCGGAUCAAGAACUCGACGCCUACAGGCAUUACUGUCCGUGCGUGGUAUGGGGUGGAACUAUCAGCAAAGCGGCUUCAGAAGGAACCGAAUUUGAUGUCGCACUCCCCUUCCCAUACUUUAGCACCGGAAAACUUGCCACUCAUAGCGGCCUUGGCAAAGGACGUCCUUCGUACAGCUUAUCGCAGCGACACAGGUUCUCAGAGUCAGACGAAGCAAGAGCUUUCGAGAUGGCUGGCAGCGAAGUAG
Molecule: messenger RNA, 903 nt
Organism: Heterobasidion irregulare TC 32-1
Lineage: Eukaryota; Fungi; Basidiomycota; Agaricomycetes; Russulales; Bondarzewiaceae
Exons: 6
Coding region: 1-903 (300 amino acids)
Biological process (GO): protein folding in endoplasmic reticulum
Cellular component (GO): EMC complex
Molecular function (GO): protein binding
Source: RefSeq, a predicted model, not a curated record